Pollicipes pollicipes is the source of this 1530-nucleotide messenger RNA. RefSeq names its product synaptic functional regulator FMR1. The record is from RefSeq and is a predicted model, not a curated record. Lineage: Eukaryota; Metazoa; Arthropoda; Thecostraca; Pollicipedomorpha; Pollicipedidae. The transcript is spliced from 11 exons. The coding region runs from base 13 to 1530 and encodes 505 amino acids. Gene Ontology annotation, molecular function: mRNA 3'-UTR binding; translation regulator activity. Gene Ontology annotation, biological process: mRNA transport; positive regulation of long-term neuronal synaptic plasticity; regulation of translation at presynapse, modulating synaptic transmission. Gene Ontology annotation, cellular component: nucleus; neuron projection; cytoplasmic stress granule.
GUGUCACUCAAGAUGGAGGCACUUGCCGUGGAGGUGCGGAGGGAGGAUGGUGGAUACUAUAAGGCAUCUGUCAUCGAUGCUUGCAGACCAGAUUCGGUGCGGGUGAAGUUUGAUGAUGGCCAGCUGCAGGAGAUGGACGCCCCUCUGCAGCACGUGCGUCUGCCGUCGGCCGAGCAGUCGUCACCGCCACCUGCCGAGGGUGACGAGGUGGAGGUGUUCGCCCGACUCAAGGAGGACUCUCCGUUCGGCUGGCAUCUGGCUGUCAUCAAGAUCGUGAAGGGCGACCGGUGCGUGGUGGAGUUCACCGGCAGCCCGGAGGUGCGGCGCACGGAUAUCAUCGGCCAGGACGAGAUCCGACCCAAGAACACCCACCCGCCCAUCACCAGCAGUACCUUCUACUCCUGCGAUAUCUCCGUGCCGGAGGACCUGCGGGAGUAUGCACACCUACAGAAUGCACAUAAGGAAUUUCAGAAAGCGUGUGCGGCCGCUGUCUGUAAAUACAUCCCCGAGAGAGGCAGCAUCUUCCUUAUGGCGCGGACGGCGGCGGUCAGGACGCGCGCCGGCAUUCUUUCCGAGAUGCACUUCCGCGGUCUGAAGCAGAAGGCGCUGCUGCUGUCGCGGACACAGGAGGCGUCCCGCCACCUCGAGUCCAGCAAGGCCCAGUCCCGCUCCGGCAGUUAUACGGAGGAGUUCUCUGUGGUGGAGGACCUUAUGGGGCUAGCAAUCGGAGCCCACGGCGCCAACAUUCAGCAGGCACGCAGGAUCGAGGGCAUCUCCAACAUUGAGCUGGAGGAGAAAACUUGUACAUUCAAGAUCAUUGGAGAGACUGAGAGUGCUGUGAAGAAGGCGCGUAGUUUGCUGGAGUACAGCGAGGUAUCCAUUCAGGUUCCCCGACAGCUUGUGGGAAAAGUGAUCGGCAAGAACGGCCGGAUGAUUCAGGAGAUUGUUGACAAGAGUGGCGUGGUGCGAGUCAAGAUCGAGGGUGAGAACGAGCCCAACCCGACCACGCCGCGCGAGGAGGGUCUGGUGCCGUUCGUCUUCGUCGGCACCAUGGACGCCAUCGAGAUGGCGCGCGUGCUGCUCGAGUACCACCUGGCGCACCUGCACGAGGUGGAGCAGCUGCGCCAGGAGAAGCUGGACAUUGAGCAGCAGCUGCGCACAAUGAACGGGCCGGCCGGCGGCGCGCCCUACCCGCCACGCUCGCGCUCGGAGCGCUCUUACAGCGUCGACACGGAGGGCAGCGGCGGCGGCCGGGGCCGCGGUGGUCCCUAUCGCGGCCGGGGGCGCGGCCGCGGCGGCCGCGACAACCGUGACAACCGUGACAACCGAGACCACCGCGACCACCGGGAGCAGCGCGACAACAGGAAUCACAAGAGCGACAGGUACAACGGCCACUCGAACGGGGGCGGCGCGGGCGAGCCGGCCGCCGCCGCCGCCGUCGCCGCUGACUGGGACGAUGGUCCGGCCGGCCAGCCGGCCUCGGGCGGCGCCGAGUGGGAGGACGCGCCGCGCGCCAAACCACCGCCGUGA